Ornithodoros turicata is the source of this 1604-nucleotide messenger RNA. RefSeq names its product cytochrome P450 20A1-like. Gene Ontology annotation, cellular component: membrane. Gene Ontology annotation, molecular function: iron ion binding; oxidoreductase activity, acting on paired donors, with incorporation or reduction of molecular oxygen; heme binding. The coding region runs from base 82 to 1488 and encodes 468 amino acids. The transcript is spliced from 11 exons. NCBI's taxonomy places the organism in Eukaryota, Metazoa, Arthropoda, Arachnida, Ixodida, Argasidae. The record is from RefSeq and is a predicted model, not a curated record.
CCGAGCCAACGCUUUAGCCGAGCGCCGAGCCACGCGGAGUUCAGUUUUUCUUUGGCAAAUGGAAUACAAACGCAUUUAAAAAUGCUUGAUUUCGCGAUAUUUGCCGUGUGCUUCGUGAUAUUUCUUUUGGUUCUUGUGUUCUACUUGUACCCAGGUUCGAGUAAGCAGACGACAAUACCAGGGCUCGACCCAAGCGAUCCAAAGGAAGGAAAUGCUGGAGAUAUCGUUUUAGCUGGUGGUCUGCAAGAGUUCCUGAUGUCCUUGCACAAAACUCAUGGUCCAAUCGCAUCUUUCUGGAUGGGUACAAAGCUCGUAGUCAGCUUAGGGAGCGUCGAUCUAUUCAAGGCGCAAGCACAAAUAUUCGACAAGCCAGCCGAUUUGUUGGAGCUGUACCGUGGUCUUGCUGGCACAAGCAGCAUUCUUUUUGCUAAUGGUGUGGAAGCACGAAAACGGCGUCAAAAUAUUGACAAGGUUCUUACUGAAAACUUGAAUACGCUCUUUCCACAGAUACUACAGCUUUGCAAAGAAGUAGUCGAUCGUUGGGAGCAACUCCCGUCCGACCAGCAUGUCCCAACAUACCAGUACAUGUACGCCUUGUGCAUGAAGACCUGUACACGGAUGCUGUUUGGACAUUACUUCUUCGACGAUAAAAAUGUCCUGGAGUUCAGUAGGGCAUUUGAGCCUUGCAUGACAGAACUCGAAGAGAUGUCAAAUGGCACGCUGGCAGAUGCAGAAAGCCCGAGAAGAAAAACUUUCGAUGAAGCUGCUAAGAAGAUGCGGACAAUCCUAGCAAAAUCCCUGCGGGAACACAAGUCACGUAAGGCGUCCACUGGCAGCACUCCCCUUCUGGUUGACGUCUUGAGCGGUUCUGGAAUGUCAGACGACCAGGCAAUCGAUGACUGCGUGACAUUUGUAAUAAAGUACUAUACCCUCAUCCAAGCUAUGACCUGGUCCAUCUAUUUUCUUGCGACACACCCCGACCUGCAGGACCGCAUAGCGAAGGAGGCAGAUGAGCUGAUGAAUACGGAGACGGAGCUGACACCGGAGCACUUUUUAAAAGUGAGAUCUGUUCAAACGGCCAUCAAAGAGACUUUACGUACGUCCAUCGUCGAACCAUGGACAGCUAGAUUUCAGGACAUCGACGUGGAGAUCGGAGGACACAUUAUUCCAAAGAAGACACCCGUGAUACAAGCACUUGGUGUGAUAAUGCACUCUGAGCAGUACUGGAAACUGCCACAACGCUUUGAUGCGAGCCGCUUCGAGGAUGGGAAGGGUGCUCCCGCAGAGACCUUCUGCCCAUUUGGAUUCGCCGGAAAGCGCCAGUGUCCAGGACGAGAUUUGGCGAUGCUGCAGAUGUCCGUCUUCAUCGUGACAUUGUGUCGCAGACUAAAAUUACAACUGGUCGAAAACCAAGUUGUGACCCCAACCUAUACGGUGGUUACCAAGCCCGAGGACGAAGUGUGGCUUCUGCUUUCUAAACGGCGGUAGCACCGUUGUUGCUCGAUCCAUACGGUGUUCAUAUGUUAUGCCACAUUUCUACAAUAUCAUUUUUUUUAAACUUAGGACAAGAGUCAUAUGCUAUUAAAGAAUACUAAAUUUGUUAA